CCACUCACCACCCACUGACAGUAGUAUGAGAACAUCAGCUGUACAUUCAACAGUCAUCUGUCUUGACUCUAGUGUUUUUGUUGGCGAGCAAUGGAGAGUUGAUAUCCAGUCUAGGUUAUAUCGUGUGAUGAUUUUCUAUUUGCAAUGAAUGUUAGAGCUGGGCUUUUAGGGAUUUCUAUAUAUUUAAGCUCUAUUGUUAUUGCGGAAGAGUCUAUGAACUACACCACAAAUUGUGCCGAUCUUCUGAUGGGGCAAUACAUUUGCCCUGAUCCAUCAUACGACUAUAUAGAUCCCAAAACACAGCAACCUUACGGCUGUACGGAAAAAAACGUAGCUAAAGUUCGUUGCCGUGCAAGUGAUGAAAUAAUUUGUGCAGAGUCUGGCAAUUCAACCUUCGAGAGAGAGAUGCCAUGCAAAUGGACCAAUGGCUACUCCUUUGAAACUGCCAUGCUGCUGUCUGUAUUUUUAGGAAUGUUUGGUGCAGAUAGAUUUUAUUUAGGUUAUCCUGCAAUUGGACUGUUAAAACUUUGCACCUUAGGUUUUAUGUUUAUGGGCCAGCUCUUAGAUAUUAUUUUGAUUGCCACUCAACGGGUGGGACCAGCAGAUGGAAGCCACUAUGUCAUACCAUACUAUGGGGCUGGCUUAGAAAUUGUUCGUAGUAAUAAUUGGACUUACAAAUUGCCUCAGGAUGAUUGGUGACAUUGAUUGAUUGUAUGCAGCCCAGCAUAGACCUGCAUACAAUCUCCAAUUGUAUAAUCUUGUGGGUAAAAUCAACGACAAGGUUACAUGUACUAAAAAGUGUUAAACUCACUCUUAAUUCUAUGCAAAAUGUGUGUUAUCUCCUGUUUUCUCCUGAUCUUCUCUUUAGUUUGAGUUUUUAAAGGGUUCAAGCUUUUUGACAGUAAAUUUACAGUUGGAUAUAAUUUUUUGGGGUAAAUUUUCUUUUUAUUAUUGUUGUUUGUUUUCUCUUCUGGACUAACAUUUUUAAUGCAGCAAUUGAGCAGUUUCAUGACAAAUUUGACAGUCUAGCUAAUUCUAAAGGCUUAUGCAGUGCUCAAAUGUUUGUGGAGAAACAUGCAUUGUACCUGGUAUUUUUUAAUAUUUGUUUUUCUGUCAUAAAUUUUGUGUUUUUUAUUAUUGCAUCAUUAAUUACUGUAAAGAAGUAUUCUUGUUGGUGUUGUCUCUAAAUAUGGGAAAUGGCAUGUCAACUGCACAGGGUUCACAAAUGGAUACACAAAUAGUAUUCAAAUUCUAUGUUGUGACAAGAUUAGGGUUUCUAUAACUCCUCUCAAGCUUUAAUGCUAUGACAGACUGAUAUAGAUUUAGUAGGAACUCUUUGAUUGCUUGGAAAAUAGAGUUUAGGUUUGACUUACAUUGAUUUGAUGCCAGGAUCCUCAAGGAAAUGGCCAAGUAAAGUAGGAUGUUCUGAAUUUCACAUGUUUUGGGAGGAAAUACUAGCAUGAGAGUUGGAGGAUGUAUUGUUUUUUUUUUAAAUGGCUCAUUAUUGUAAAAGCAGUAGCCUCUGUUCCUGCUGUAAUUAGGUACUUUUCACUUCAUUCGCCAGGCUUCUUUGUAUUGAGCACAACUCUGAAACUACUUCUGGAUUUGUGCUGAUCUCUUUUUGCUAGCUGCUUUGCAAUCCAGAUAAAUGAUUUCCAGAUCUCAUAGUUGCUUCAAAUUUAUUUAUGAAAUAUGCUUUACUAGUAUUUCAUUUAACUAUUGAAUUACCUCUGCAUAUUUUCUCAGAAAGGCUUUUUAACUGUCAAAGGACUGCAAGGAAAAUCAUCUGAUGUAUCCCAAAAUUCUCUAAUACUUCUAUCAAAUUUAUGGUUUAUUUUGAUGACAUAUAGAAAUGUAAAACAAUUUCAUCCUAUGUGAAACAUUUCAGGGGAAUGAAGACAUUUAAAAUUGCAAGGAUUUGUACUUUGACUAUCAGCCUUAGGAAGAAUGAUAUGCUUUUUAAUUUAAUUUUCAUUUUAUCUCAUGUGUGCCAUUUUUGUUGUGAUCCUUACAUAAUUUUUCAGGCAUUUAUGCACAUUUAAUUGUUAAUUUAUGAGUGGAUGGCUGCAAUUCUAACCAUUCAAACUUUGUUAUGUGAUAUAAUAGCUUCUAUUGUUACUUGUUAUUGACUCGUGCUUUCCUGAAACGUACGCAGUUAGGCAACGUAUGCCUGUUGUGUAAUUUGCUGGGAGCCUGCGAGAAAGAAGUCACAAAUCUGUACAUAUGUUGAUGCCCGAUAAUUUCAUAGUGACGUCUAUGGACUUCCUGGUUUUCUCAUGUACAAACUGUAAAUAAACCAUUUUUUUUACAAUUGA
Messenger RNA from Frankliniella occidentalis (western flower thrips), 2315 nucleotides. RefSeq names its product TM2 domain-containing protein CG10795 (gene bisc). The record is from RefSeq and is a predicted model, not a curated record. Bases 145 to 699 code for a protein of 184 amino acids. Lineage: Eukaryota; Metazoa; Arthropoda; Insecta; Thysanoptera; Thripidae. The transcript is spliced from 3 exons.